Messenger RNA from Aureobasidium pullulans EXF-150, 1608 nucleotides. RefSeq lists its product as uncharacterized. The record is from RefSeq and is a predicted model, not a curated record. Lineage: Eukaryota; Fungi; Ascomycota; Dothideomycetes; Dothideales; Saccotheciaceae. The coding region runs from base 1 to 1608 and encodes 535 amino acids. The transcript is spliced from 6 exons. Gene Ontology annotation, biological process: mitotic G2 DNA damage checkpoint signaling; mitotic DNA replication checkpoint signaling; DNA replication initiation.
AUGCCUGACGAUGCAGAAGAUGGCAACAACAAUCUGCUUCGGGGUGUGGUCCUCUGCAGCACAUCAUUACCGCAGGAACUCAGAGACAAGUUGAAUGAUCUCGCAAAGAGCAUGGGUGCUGUCCAUCGUCUCGACCUGACCGCCGACGUGACACACCUGAUCGUAGGGAACAUCGAUACCCCCAAAUGCAAGCACACAGCAAAGGAAAGACCGGACAUACACGUUCUCAAGCCAGAGUGGAUCAACGCCAUCCGCAAAGCCUACAUGGAGGACCAAGACAUAGACGUCGAUGCACUGGCUCAAGAGUACCGCCUUCCGGUAUUUUACAAUCUACACAUCUGUGUCACUGGCUUUGAAGAUAUUGACCUAAGGCAAGACCUGAUCCAAAAGAUCGGCGACAAUGGCGCUCAUUACCAUGGGGACCUCACCAGAGAAGUCACCCAUCUCAUCGUCGCGAAACCCAAAGGCGCCAAGUACGAUCGUGCCAAAACAUGGAAUCUCAAAACAGUGUCUAAGAAAUGGCUCGAUGAAAGUCUAGAAAGAGGCAUGGCCGUUGAUGAGGACCUAUACCAUCCCCUGGCACCUGUAGAAGACCAGGGCUACAACGCCUUCGACCGCACUUACCAGAGGCCUCCCGUGCUAGGAAAGAGACAACGUCAUGUGUCCGCCAAUACGUCAAUGGAAGAAGCUGGGAGGCGAAAAAUGCGCCGAACUACAAGUGCGAAGUUGGCGGACCACAGUCAAAGCAUGAUGACCAGCUUCCUGUCUCAUGGAGGCGACGAGCCGUCUGAAGUCGCAAACGACCAAUGGAAGGACCCCAAUAAUGAAACGUCACGAUCAAGGACACGAACACGAAGUGCAAGUCCCUCUAGACCAGAGCACGACAUAUCUCGCCAUGCAUCUCGAGGGCCAACUCCUCUUCACGAAGAGGAGCAUAGACUAUUCUCUGGCAUCUUGUGCCUCGUUCACGGUCAUGACAACAAGAAGGCAGCAAAGAUUGAUGAGAUCAUAACUUCGAAUGGUGGCCAGAUUGCUCAUUCUACCGAUGCUUUGUACACGGCCCUAGACAAAGACAAGCAUCAACGCACAGUUCUUGUACUACCAAGUGAAUGGACAUCGCUCACUAAGGGCUCGAUACCCGAAGUUCCUCCUGAGACAUGGCUUGUCACGGAGUGGUGGCUUGAAAGAUGCAUCAAACAGAAGAUUGUCCUUGACCCAAAUCAUGAUGUGCUCAGUCAGCCGCAUCUACGCCUCCCCAUUGAUGGCUUCAAAGGCAUGUCAAUAGCAACGUCUGGCAUGGGCCAUGAUGUUCUACACAUAUCGAAGCUUGUCAAACUUGCAGGCGCAUCCUAUGACGAAACACUACUACCGAAAACCUCUAUCCUUGUUGUUCCCGGUGCUGCUUCAAAUCCAAAGAUCUCAUAUGCUGCCAAACAUAAAAUUUUGGUGGUACUGGAUGAUUGGCUUUUCUCUAGUCUCCAAAACCUGACAAAGAUGCCAACGUUCGAUUACUCUGUGGCCGGGCAAUCUAGGCAGAUUCUUGAUCACCCAAAGUUCGAUCACACUUCGAGAGAAGCAGGUGUAGCUCCUCCCCAAGACAAUAGGUAG